Molecule: messenger RNA, 2019 nt
Organism: Salvia miltiorrhiza (redroot sage)
Lineage: Eukaryota; Viridiplantae; Streptophyta; Magnoliopsida; Lamiales; Lamiaceae
Product: pheophytinase, chloroplastic
Exons: 6
Coding region: 307-1848 (513 amino acids)
Biological process (GO): chlorophyll catabolic process
Cellular component (GO): chloroplast
Molecular function (GO): pheophytinase activity
Source: RefSeq, a predicted model, not a curated record
AACGUUCUCCACGCCAAAAAUGGGAAAACAUUUAAAAUUUGAAAUUAAAAUAACAACAAUAGUUAGUAAAUUAACUAUUUUCAAGGAGCAGAUUAAUUUACAAUAUUUCAUGGUUUACAAAGAAAGCUAAGCUAGACAAUUGAAGCAACUAUUGCAUUACGUGUUUGAUUUUCUCUAUUCCUGGAUUAUCGUCGAAUAUCCCUCAAUUCAAAAUCAAGAGAAGCAGUUUUAUUACUCCUGAAUUCGUGGAAGUUUUUCAAAUAUAUGGCAUCUGGGGUCUUUACUUAGAGAUAGUGGCUCCGGACGAUGGAGACCAUUACUUGCCAUGCCACGCGCCACUGUUAUAUUGUAGACUUUAGAGGGGUAAACGGCUUGAGUACACGGAAAUCCAAGAUCCCCAUACUAAGGGGGAAGAGGUUCCUUUGUUUUUUACUUGAAUCAGGGUCUGCGUCUUCAAGAUAUUCUCGUGUAGAUAGUCUAAGGUUGAAGAGACUCCAUCAACAUCGAAGUUCAGGGAGUGUUUACUCUCGCGAAAAGUAUGAACGUGUUGGUUCAAGUGUUGUAACUGAAACUUCUAACUCUUAUGUACUUGAUGUUGAAGAGGGUGGGAGCAGUGUGACUGAUAGUGUUCAGUCAAUCCCCAAGGUAUCGAUUCCUAGUUUGCCAGAAAAAGAAAAUGGUGAUGGUGUUAUCAGCAGCCAUUUCUGGGAAUGGAAGCCAAAAUUAAUUGUUCAUUAUGAAACAUCAGGAUCUGAGAAUACUGAUUCCCCACCAGUUCUCUUUCUUCCUGGAUUUGGUGUGGGGUCGUUUCAUUAUGAGAAACAACUCAAAGAUCUUGGUCGUGAUUAUAGAGCAUGGGCUUUAGAUUUCCUUGGCCAGGGCAUGUCAUUACCUGUUGAAGAUCCAACUUUGCAAUCUCAAGAUGGAGAUAAGGGCUCGUUAGAUGGAGAAGCAAAUGUUUGGGGAUUUGGAGAUGAAAGUAAGACUUGGGCCAAAGAACUUGUCUUUUCAGUCGACUUGUGGAGGGAUCAAGUACGCUGCUUUAUAGAAGAGGUGAUUCAAGAACCUGUUUAUCUAGUGGGAAAUUCUCUUGGAGGGUUUGUGGCUCUGUAUUUUGCAGCACGCCACCCUGAGUUGAUAAAAGGUGUAACUUUGCUCAAUGCAACUCCUUUUUGGGGAUUUCUCCCUAAUCGUGAAAGAUCUCCAAGAUUAUCGCGAUUCUUUCCCUGGGCAGGAACAUUCCCACUCCCUUCUAGGCUCAGGAAGUUUAUAGAAAUACUAUGGCAGAAAAUAAGUGAUCCAAGGAGUGUGACCGAGAUAUUGAAGCAAGUUUACUCUGAUCAUACAACCGAUGUUGAUGAAGUGUAUUCUCGUAUCAUUGAGACAACACAACAUCCAGCAGCCGCUGCAUCUUUUGCUUCCAUUAUAUUUGCUCCUCAGGGACAAUUGACCUUCGAGGAAACUUUAGAUAGGUGCCGGAUGAACAACACACCCAUCUGUCUCAUGUAUGGGAAGGACGACCCUUGGGUGAGGCCCAUCUGGGGUUUGCAGGUGAAACGCCGAGUUCCAGAUGCUCCGUAUUACGAGAUAAGCCCGGCCGGUCACUGCCCCCAUGACGAGGUUCCUGAGGUUGUGAACUUUCUCCUGCGGGGUUGGAUCCAGAACCUGGAGUCAGGCGGUUCAGUCGUGCUGCCUUUGCUCGAAGGCGAAGGCAGCGAACAUUUUGUCCGCAAGGACUUGGAAUUUACGAGAAAAGGUUCCGAAAGAAUGGUGAGGGUGCAAUUCUACGGCUCCAAGUUCUCUGUCUGGAAUUGGUUGAAUUCUCAGCUCAAAGCUCUCUUCAUCUGAUACAGGUAGAAGAUAAUGCCCUUUUGUAUAUCCUGUAUAUUCAUGGUUUUUGGUUAUUAGUCUGUCUACCGAAGAUCUUCUCAAAGCACUAUGUAGAAAUUGUUGUGAAUUUUAGUCACAAAACUAGUCUUCUGUAUGUAUCCAAUUAUUAAAAUUAAUUACUGCUUUUUG